Messenger RNA from Nylanderia fulva, 2939 nucleotides. RefSeq names its product dynein regulatory complex subunit 11. The record is from RefSeq and is a predicted model, not a curated record. Gene Ontology annotation, molecular function: ATP hydrolysis activity; ATP binding. NCBI's taxonomy places the organism in Eukaryota, Metazoa, Arthropoda, Insecta, Hymenoptera, Formicidae.
GUGAUAAAUUUUAAGAGUAAAUUCUCUCCGUGUACUUUUUUCUGUACGAACAAUAUUGCUGCAAAGUAUAUAAUUUCAAUAAAGAUUUCGAUUUUGUUUUCGGCUGACGCGCGCAAAUUCAUUAUUCUUAAACGCCAAUCGCUGAUAACCACAGUUUUGAAUUGACAAAUUCGAAAUUGCGAGUGUAAAUUUGUUUCAUUAUCUUAUAUCUGUCUAAAAACGUACGUCUAAUUUCGGGAUGUCUCACGUUUAUUAUACAGAAUUAUGGCUCGUCACGAGAAGCGAUUUAGAAAAGAUGCUGGAGCUCGAACGAAAGUUGCAGCAUACGCCACUAAAGAAAAAAGCGGUUUUAAAUUCUGCGUUAUCUACAUAUCUGAAAUAUCGUAAUAUCGUAAGAAGACUCAUCAUGUGUUAUGAUCAAAUGGUGCACACGCAAAAACGGGAGUUAAUCAAACAAAUGUUGGACUGUGCUAUCGGACGAAUGCUAGAAUAUAAAAAGGAAAUCGUCAAACUGGAUAACAGUGACUACCAAUGGCUCGACGAUAUUCUAAAUCGCAUGAAAUUCACCCCGGAUGAUAUCGAGCUAUUUGCAUCAGUAUCAGGCAGAGGACGCGUUGAGGAACGCAGGAAGUUUAUUCAGGAAUUAGUGGAAAGCGCUUAUAAACCACCACCAAUGCGAGAACGCAGCCUCUCACAGCUACAUAUCGAAAGUAUGACCGAACUGGGUGAAGAGAUUUCGAGGACUCGCAUCGCGCGAAGGAGACUGCGUGUUGUUCCUUCAAAGGUGGAAAUAAUCCGUGAAUCUCCCGAGGAAAAAGCCGCACGGGAAGCUAAACUCGCUGCCAAAAAAGCCAUAUACGACGCGAUAUUGCUGAUACAGAAUCACGAAAGAGCCAGGACGGGACGUUGCACCGGAGAGGACGUAAAACGUUUAUACGAUUACAACAAGAAGGUAGCGGACGGAUGGAUAGUGCCGAAAAAAAUAGAGCGCACCAGGUAUGUCAGGUCGGCGAUAACGAUACAACGCGCUUGGCGACGUUACGCCGCGAGAAAAGCCACGAGAAGACGAAUCGCGCGUCUCGAGGAAGCUCUAGGUAUGACGAUACCCAGCUGGAGGUUUCGCAAAACGAUCGCAGCGGAUGAGGAGAAUUUUCAGCGACGACGUGCCCUGAUGCCCAUAUUCGAGGCACACACCCAAAAGACCAUCAGCGACGAACGGACGAGGCUGCUGAGAAUCCGGCCCGGACUGAUGGAGGACAUCACCGAUGAGAUUCACGAGUGGUUCGUCAUCUGGUACGAUACGUUAGGCCACUACGACGUAUUUCCGGCAGCGGACGUCGGCGGCAGCGUGUUGAUCGCGACCGGACAGACCUCGACGCCGCAGGAAUACCUGAUGGGAAAAUUGGAGAAGGAAAAACAAGCCAAGAUGAAGCGGCAGCGCCGAAGGUUUGGGCCGGUGACACCGGCGCUCAAAAUUGAACCCGUCAAACCCGAAGCUCCUCAAGGCUGGAGGAUGCGGCGAACAAACGCUCUGUCCUGUCUGGAGGAGGCGAACGAGGAUUUUAUCCGAAAUUGGAGUCUGCGCGACGAAAGCGACAAUCCGGAGCAGGAGGAGUACCUGGAUCUAAUUACCGAGAAGCUUUGCCACGAGUUGCAACUGGAAAUGAGGGAGAUCGUGGACGAGCUGAUGAGGGCCGAACUGGAAUUGCUGAAUAAGGCUUUGCUGAAGGAUCGCGCGCGAGAUAAAGAGAAAUUCGAGAUUCCGAAGACGUAUAAAGAUGUUCACAAAACCAGAGCGCCGCCGAAAAAGAGGGACAUCUUGGAAGACGAGGCGGUCGAAGAUCUGUUCAAUGAGCUGUUGCAAGCCAAGAUUAUCCGAAACUAUCGGGUUGUCUUCCUACGCGACUGGCUGGGCGACCUUUCCUAUCAGAAUUACGAAGCCCGUCGCGAUCUUCGAAGCUACAAGCAUCGGCUGGGGGAGAUCAAGCAGCUCAUUUUGGAGUACUGUGUGCUGCCCUUAAGCUCCAAGGAGACCCAUCGAAUCGCGCCUCUGAUACGUUCCGUGUGCAUCUACGGAUUGCCGGGAGCCGGGAAGACUUCGCUCGCCAAUGCGAUUUGUUCAGAGGUCGGGGCAUUACUGUUCGACGUGUCACCAACCGUUUUGCUAGGCAAAUACGUGGGCAAGGAGAAGCAACAGAGACUUAUGAACAUGAUCGCCAAAGUGGCCCGCGUUUACGCGCCUUCCAUCAUUUUUCUCGACGCCGGCGAGAGACCCUGGUUGAAGGAAGUUCCGCCGCAAGAACGGCACCUUCAGCCCAAACGGUUCGCCAAGCAUUUUGUCAAAUUGGUGAGAGGCAUCAAGCCAGGAGAUCAGAUACUGUUUCUCUCGUUGUCCGAGGAACCGCAAAAAGCCAGCGACGCCUUCAUUAAUCUACACGACAAAUUUAUAAGGGUGCCCGCCACCGACUACAACACCCUGUACAUGUACUACAAGGAUCUGCUGAUGAAGUAUCACAACGUCGACCGGGACAUCGACGUCUCCUGCUUGGCCAGGAUGUCCAUCGGGAUUCCCCUGGACUUUAUCCGCCAGGCUGUGGAGAAGGUGCUGUCGCUGCGACGAAGAAUCACCCUCAAGUUCAACCCCUUAACUCCGAUCGAGAUAAUGAAGGAGGUGCUGACAUACCAAUACCCUACAGCGGAGAUGGUGGAGGCGCUGGACAAGUUUGAGAAACGCGUUUCACUUGCCAGAGCGAAGAGGAGAAGAGUUCGCGAAUGAACAAAGGGAAUAAAAAUUCUCGCACGAUGCAGAAAAGUGUAAUCACAUAUAUAUAUGUAUGUAAUAUUUCUCGUCGAGUUGAUGAUGAGUCGCAUGACUCAUCGAGAUAUACGAAUCUAAAAUAUUUCUAUCCCUUUUAAUUACAUAUUUUAAUUAUUUUUCG